Molecule: messenger RNA, 636 nt
Organism: Dendronephthya gigantea
Lineage: Eukaryota; Metazoa; Cnidaria; Anthozoa; Malacalcyonacea; Nephtheidae
Product: vascular cell adhesion protein 1-like
Exons: 4
Coding region: 1-636 (211 amino acids)
Source: RefSeq, a predicted model, not a curated record
AUGGUAACGAGUCUGUUGUUUUUGCAUAAUGAUGAGCAUUUCUCGUUCUCUCAUGAUACGGGGGAUUCAUCUUCUACAACAAAACCAAAUGUUACAGUAAAUUGUUCCAGUCCACUCAUCGUUAAGGAAGGUGAUGAUGUCGUAUGUGAAUGUAAAUGUGAAGGUGGCAAUCCUCCAGCAGAGUGUACUUGGUAUAAAAAUGGCACCCAGAUUAGUGAAAUAGGUAAAGAUGUAAACACAUUAAUCUUUCGUAAUUUUAACGGGCGAGAUAGUGGAAGAUACACUUGUGUCGGCCAAAGUCACGUUAAAGCACGGGAUGAAGAGUCCAUCAGAAUAACAGACAUUUUUAAACCUGUGAAUACAGUCAUCAGGUUUUCUCAAAAAUCAGUUGAAAUUGGUAAAUCAGUAACCAUAACGUGUGCGUCAGAAGGGUUUCCUGAACCACGUUUUACCAUAUUUCAUAAUGAUACCAAAGUUGUCAGUAACGACAGGACAUAUACCAUAUGUAAGGUGAAGUGGGAUGAUGCUGGAACGUACAAAUGUUUUGCAAAAAAUGAAUUGGGAAAUGAUGCUGCCUUUGCUAUUUUUGCUGUUGAAGACAUAUUAUUCCUGUUAGGACCAGCUUAUGCGACUUAA